GUCUCUAUGAACCUGAGUCAAGUGAAGAACAGAAAAUCGGAGCAGCAGCACAUGUGAUUGGUCGGAUUGAAAAGGAAAACAAGCAUGGAAACACGUUACGGUGGGAGGCAAAGACCGGCCAGGCGUUCACCUCUGGAGGAGUGCUUUACAGGGUCGAAGACGGAGCUCUGCAGGUCAACGAGUCCGGACUCUACCACAUUUAUUCCAGAGUGGAGCUGAUCUUUAAGGAGUGCUCGCCCUCCUCCUCGUUCGAUCACCUGGUUUUUGUGAGAAGAUCAGAACAGUCCUCGCCUCAGACGCUGAUGGAGACCCACAAGGUGGGCUUCUGCCCUCAGAGUACGGGCCGGUCCUGGACCACGGAAAGUUACCUGGGAUCUGCCCAGCAGCUGAAAAAACAUGACAAGGUUUAUGUGAAUGUGUCGCACCGCAGCUACCUUAGCCACACACAUUACGCCAACUUCUUCGGCCUUUACAAGAUCUGAAGAGUGUGGAAGUGUUCAUAUGAGGUGCCGUUUAAAUCACCACCAAUAUUUUUGUUUUAUUUAGACUUAU
Molecule: messenger RNA, 552 nt
Organism: Austrofundulus limnaeus
Lineage: Eukaryota; Metazoa; Chordata; Actinopteri; Cyprinodontiformes; Rivulidae
Product: tumor necrosis factor ligand superfamily member 6
Biological process (GO): immune response; positive regulation of canonical NF-kappaB signal transduction; extrinsic apoptotic signaling pathway via death domain receptors
Cellular component (GO): membrane
Molecular function (GO): tumor necrosis factor receptor binding
Source: RefSeq, a predicted model, not a curated record